UAACAGCUGAGCAGAGAAAAAAUAUAUAUAAGGAAAAUUUUUCAUAGACUACAGUAAAUAGAAUUGACUAAGACAUUUGCAACUGUGACUAUAAAAGACCACAGAAUGGGCAUUUCAUCAACUCUAGAAGCAGACCGUAUUGCAGAGCUAGAUGAGCUUCUCACUAAAAUCAAGCCAAGAUUACUAGAAUAUAUAUCAAAAUCGGAUCCUAAUUCGUCCCAAUAUGAGAUCGGGUCAUUAGGGAAUUAUCAAGAACCACAAUUCUUAAAAGAGCAAUUUUUCAAAUAUUCUAAGGAUGAAUUGGAAAAGCCAAUUGAAAGCAUUGAUGAAUUAUUCGUGGUCAUCGACAAGGUAUUGAAAUAUUCUGUCAAUACUUGGAAUCCGGGGUUCAUGGACAAACUUUAUGCAUCAAAUAAUCCUAUUGGUGUGAUCUCGGACAUUCUUUUGUCAAUUCUUAAUACCAAUAGUCAUGUAUACACAGUUUCACCCGUUUUAUCUGUUAUUGAGAAUUACAUUGGAAGGAAAUACGCUUCCUUAUUUUUUUCAAACAAUAAAAAGACGUGUGGAGGAUUAACAUUUGCUGGAGGUUCAUGGUCUAAUAUAACAUCAUUGCAAAUGGCGAGAAGUUUAAGAUACCCUGAUACAAAGCUUAACGGUAAUUCUAACCAUAAAUUUGCGAUAUAUACCUCGAAACAUUGCCACUACUCCGUUGAAAAGGCCGCUAUUUUGCUUGGUAUUGGUGCCAAUUCUGUAUUCAAAGUUGAUAUUGAUCAAGAUGGGAUAAUGAUUGUUGAUUCCUUAAAAAGUACUAUUGAAAAAACCAUUGCAGAGGGUUAUACUCCACUUUACAUUAAUGCCACUGCAGGUACUACUGUUUUUGGUUCAUAUGAUCCUUUCGAAGCAAUAGCAGAUGUCGCUAAAACUUAUAAUAUAUUCUUCCAUAUUGAUGGAUCAUGGGGUGGAAACGUUAUUUUCUCUGAAGAACAUAAACAUAAGUUAGCAGGAUGUCAAUACGCUGAUUCUAUAACUGUUAAUCCUCACAAGAUGUUAGGAGUUCCUAAUACAUGCUCAUUUUUGUUAGUUCCUCAUGUUGGUAACUUCCAAACUGCUAUGAGCUUACAAGCUCCUUAUUUGUUUCAUGGGCGUGAAGAUGAUGAUGAAGAGAAUUACGAUUUGGCUGACGGAACUAUGGGAUGUGGACGUCGUGCUGAUUCUUUUAAAUUUUAUAUGGCAUGGUUAUACUAUGGUUAUGAAGGAUUUAGUAAACGUAUAAAUCAUGCUUUUGAGAUAGUCAACUAUUUCGUGGAAAAAAUUAAGAAUGAUAAAAGAUUUGAAUUAAUAAUUGAAAGCCCUCAAUGCUUCCAAGUGUGCUUUUAUUAUAGACCAAAGGGCUAUUCUCAAAAAGAUAAUACGGAUAUAACAAGAUUUAUUUCUCGUGAAUUACAUAAAUUGGGUAAAUACUUGGUUGAUUUUUCGCCUAAUCCAUCAAGUGUAGAUAAUAAAGGAGAGUUUUUCCGGGUAGUAUUCAACUCGCCAAUAUUGACCGAUAAGGUUAUCGAUGAUUUAGUUGAAAGUAUUAUUAAUGUUGGUGAAAAAUAUACUUAAAGACCCUUUACUUGACGUGAUAAUGAUUCAGUUUAAUUAAUAGGUGGGCCGUUAACGGAUUUGUAAAUAAAUAGAUUUUAUUAGAAAUAUAGAGAUAUUUAAUUAUAUGACUUAGAGAUUUUUAAU
Scheffersomyces amazonensis is the source of this 1731-nucleotide messenger RNA. RefSeq lists its product as uncharacterized. Gene Ontology annotation, molecular function: pyridoxal phosphate binding; carboxy-lyase activity. The transcript has a single exon. Gene Ontology annotation, cellular component: cytoplasm. The coding region runs from base 106 to 1605 and encodes 499 amino acids. Lineage: Eukaryota; Fungi; Ascomycota; Pichiomycetes; Serinales; Debaryomycetaceae. The record is from RefSeq and is a predicted model, not a curated record. Gene Ontology annotation, biological process: carboxylic acid metabolic process.